CAACUCGGUUUUCUUUAACAAGUAACAACAAGUUUACUAUUAACUAGUGUCUACUUUCCAUUAUCAUUUUACUUUCUAUGCUACUUCUUCAUGCUACUGCUGUCUAUAUUCUAUUUUUUGCAUUCAAAUAUCUAACACACUCCGAGAAAGAAAGUCAUAGAGUGAUGCAAAAAAACGACACAUCAUUUGAUCCGGUUCUUUCUGUUAAUUUUACGUUCUAUCUAUUCUGACAUAUUGAUUUAGAAAUUGUUUCCAAUAAAAAUUUUAUAAUUCAUCGUUCGUUUAGGAUUAAAAGAGAGAUAACAUCAAAGUCACAUAUCGAUUUCGUUUUUUAGUAGUAUCGAAACGUAGUAAAACGCGCUCUAUUCAAAUUGACUUGAUCAAUUUUCAAACAGCAUGCACUUAAAUGCAUACGUGCCUGCAUGCACAUACACUAGAAAGUAUUUGAAAGAAAAUUAACGAAUAUAUACACGUAUAUUGUGUGGGCAAAGUAUAAGCUAUAAGAAAAUACAAAUUUUACUAUUGGAAAAAAAAACAAUUUUUUGAAAAUAUAUAAUGUAACAAAAAUAUAGUAUAAGAUAAAGGAUAAAUAUGUAGUAACAAUUAUCUUACUGACCUAUUACUGAGAACUUGUAAAAGAAGGAGGGACAUCUCUCAAGAGGUAUAAAACAGUAAGCAGCAGAUUUGUACAUCAGUGUGUGCAGUUCCAUCUUAGUUAGUAAAGAACUAUACUUUUAAACUUUUUAUUCCAUAAUUAAUUCUUAUCAAGAUGCCAAAAACAAGAUUGUAUAGAAUAUUCACGUGUUCUAUCCUUAUGGUUCAUACAGCAGCAUCCACUGGCAAUUACUAUUUUAAACCGGAUGAUAGAUUUGAACCUAACAAACAUAUUUUCAAUGGAAGGUUUAUGCCUGGAGAUAACAUAAACCAAAAAAAUAUUAAUAAUUACGAUAUAGAAAAUCAAGAAAGGGAUUAUGCAUUUAAUGGCAGAAUAAAUAAAGCGAAUCUUGAAGUCAGUAAUUUACCUUUACUUACUCAUUCGACUGAUAAUAGAUUGCCAGGACAUAUGGACACAAAUUAUGAAAAUCAUAAUAACAAUUUGAAUCUUAUAAAAGAACAUCUACCUUAUCAUUUUCAAAAAUACUCUAGUAAUAGUAACAAUACAGAGUUUGAUUCUGGAAAAUACAGACAUCUAGAUUCAUCUCAAUAUUCAAAUGAUCACCAUCAGAAAGGAUCUUCUCAUACUGAUUUUAUAUCUGGAAGCUAUUCUACUGGAGUCCCAUCAUCGUAUGCUCCUAUAAGAUACGAACAAGGUUCUGACACAUCUAUGGUAGAUGAUACUUAUAUCAAUAAUGAUCAUCAACAAUUCUAUGGAAAACAAAGAGGUAAUACAUUUAAUUCCAAAGGAAAAUAUAAUUACGAAGAUGAUGCAUUAAAUAUAUUUUCACCUGAUAUAUUUUAUAUGCAAGAUCAUAAGAUCAAAGAUCAAAAUCAAGGUUUAAUUCAAAACCAAGACAUAUCUUUUGCUGAUUUACCAACCUCUGUAUCAAAUAAUUAUAAUUCUAACACACAUGGUAAAAAAAUUAAUUUUUAUAAGUUGGAAAGACCAGUUAAUUAUAGAGGAAUCAAAUACUCAUCCACUCAUCCUUCUAAGAGUAAUUUAAAUCAUAUAAUAAAGGGACAUAAGAAUAAUCAUCUUCCUAAUAGUUAUGCAAAAGAUAAUGGGAAAGCAAUAAUAAUUAAAAUUGGUGGCUCCAGUAUUUAUCCUAGAUAUGUUUAUUCUACAAGAUUUUAUCCUAAUACUAAAGGUGAUGUAAAUAGAGGUUAUAAAAAAAAACGUAAUAAUUUCUUAAAUAGGCCACGGAAUAAUCCAGUAUCUAUUCAUUCGCUAAAUUUCAGUCAUAAUAAUGACAAUAUUAACAAUAAUUAUGAUGAUUCUGAAUCUUCUGAAUUAUAUAAUAGAAAUACUGAAUAUACAGACAGUAUGAGAACAAAUGCAUUUGCUACGUAA
Messenger RNA from Vespula vulgaris, 2008 nucleotides. Its product is annotated as GATA zinc finger domain-containing protein 14-like. Bases 770 to 2008 code for a protein of 412 amino acids. Lineage: Eukaryota; Metazoa; Arthropoda; Insecta; Hymenoptera; Vespidae. The transcript is spliced from 4 exons. The record is from RefSeq and is a predicted model, not a curated record.